AUGGAUGUUUCUCCGUCUUCUGGCGAGCCCAAAACGCCUCCUCCCUUCCUCGGAAACCCGGAACCUGAUGCCGAUCUCGGUCAGGGGGGCAAAGAUGCCACCAGCAAUGGCAGCGUCGCCUUGUCCCGUCCAGAAGCAGAAGCAGACCCUACGCCGCCAGAUAUCCACCCCCCCGACGUGGCCACUCAAACUCGACAAAAGGUCUACCAUACUGGAUGGAAGCUCCAUGCCUUGACAGCAGGACUAUGCCUCAGCUUGCUGCUCUCGACCCUGGAGACCACCAUCGUGAGUACCUCUCUGGUGUCUAUCGUCGACCACCUUCAAGGUUUCGAUAGGGCCAGCUGGAUUGUGACCUCCUAUCUGUUGACAUACACUGGUUCGUGGUCCCGAUCGUUUUCAGAGCUCUUCCAGGGUAUGGGAGGCUCUGGCAUCUAUUCGCUCUCCCCCAUCAUGGUUUCCGCUGAUGGUCCCCUCCGUCCCAAGUUCGCAACAUACAUCGCCAUUGUAACCUCCGUCUUCGCCAUCUCUAGUGUUCUCGGCCCUCUUCUGGGAGGCGCCAUCACCGACAACACCACCUGGCGCGGCCCAGGCGGAGCCCUUGCAGCCGCACUCGUAGCGCUCGCGAUACCCUUUGGCUUCCCCUAUGGCGACUCGACUACAUUCUUCCGCAGCUUGAUCUCGGAAAAGAGGUGGAAACGCAUUGACUUGCUCGGCGCGACCCUUUCGUUGGCCGCAUCCAUUCUCCUUAUAUUUGCUCUCCAGCAAGGGGGCGUAGAGUAUGCCUGGAACAGUGGCGCCAUCAUCUCAACGUUUGUCCUGUCUGGUACUCUGUGGCUGGCUUUCAUCGCCUGGGAGCGCAAGCUGUCGGGAAGGAGCGGCGUCUGCGAGCCCAUCUUCCCCUGGCGUCUGACCUCAAACCGAUUUGUCGUUGGUUUGCUUCUAAAUGGCUUUCUCACGGGCUUCCCUUUCAUGGCCGCAAUAAUCAAUAUUCCGCAGCGGCUGCAGACGGUCAACUCGACAACCGCCAUCGGCGCUGGACUCCGCAUGCUACCUCUGCUACUUCUAUCCCCGGUGGCAAGCGCUCUCUCCGGCGUGUUGAUUACGAAGCUCAAAGUUCCCCCGCUUUACGUCCUCACCCUGGGCGGUGUGCUUCAGGUCAUUGGCGUCGGGUUGUUCAGCUCACUUGAUUCGACCACUCUGAGGGUCCCAGAUGCACAGUACGGCUAUCAGGUCAUCAUGGGCCUUGGGUUUGGCUUCAAUCUAGCAACCAUAUUAAUGAUGGCAACCAUUAUCGUCUCAGAGAAAGACCUAGGCGGCACAAUUGGCCUUGCCGUCUGCUCUGCAUUGCUUAUUGACCACAUUAGGUCUCAAGCCUCGGCCAUCUUGACGCCGACGGAACUUGCUAGCAUAUUGUCAUCGUCAGGCAACAUCGCCUUGCUGCCCCCGGAAAAGCAGUAUGCGACGAGGGUCAUUUUCGCCGAGGCCUAUUCGCGGCAAAUGAGGGUCAUGUUGUACUUUUCCUUGGCUGCCCUCGGUUCGAUUCUAUUUCUGUUUGAAAAGAAGCCGAGGAGAGCGGUGACUACGACGACAGUGGAGGAUCCGACAUCCCGGUCUUCAUAG
Molecule: messenger RNA, 1620 nt
Organism: Verticillium alfalfae VaMs.102
Lineage: Eukaryota; Fungi; Ascomycota; Sordariomycetes; Glomerellales; Plectosphaerellaceae
Exons: 6
Coding region: 1-1620 (539 amino acids)
Biological process (GO): transmembrane transport
Molecular function (GO): transmembrane transporter activity
Source: RefSeq, a predicted model, not a curated record